Penicillium digitatum Pd1 is the source of this 1335-nucleotide messenger RNA. Its product is annotated as putative MFS monocarboxylate transporter. Gene Ontology annotation, biological process: transmembrane transport. NCBI's taxonomy places the organism in Eukaryota, Fungi, Ascomycota, Eurotiomycetes, Eurotiales, Aspergillaceae. Gene Ontology annotation, cellular component: membrane. The record is from RefSeq and is a predicted model, not a curated record. Gene Ontology annotation, molecular function: transmembrane transporter activity.
AUGGAGAGAAGACGCCCUUCUUGCAGCGACUCAUCAUCUUGCAGUGAAGCUCAGACAUACUUAUGCCCGGAGAAGUUCGAAGAAACGUCAACCGUUGAUGGUCAGACGUUACUACCCGUCGACGGAGGUUUCCACGCAUGGAUGUUUCUGGCGGCUUGUACAAUGCUCGAGGCUUUGAUAUGGGGAUUCGCCUUUACCUUUGGAGUCUUCCAGAAAUACUAUCACGACCAUGAAGCCUUCCAGGAUUCUGGCAUGGUAGCUGUUAUUGGAACAUGUGCCACAGGAAUAUCCUAUUUGAGCUGUCCACUAGUUAUUAUAAUGAUGAUCCUACUUCCUCAGUGGGGACGUUGGUUCUCAUCACUAGGGCUGAUUAUGAUGUGUCUUUCCUUGGCAUUGGGCUCAUUUUCCACCAAUGUUACUCACCUCGUGCUCUCCCAAGGAGUCGGCUUCGGAAUCGGCGGCUGUAUAGCAUACAGUCCAUCCAUCUUGUACAUGGAUGAGUGGUUUGUCCACAGACGAGGACUGGCGUUCGGGAUAACGUGGGCUGGAUCAGGAGUGUCUGGAAUAAUUUUCCCGAUUGGCCUCGAGAAGCUGUUGAAUCGCUUCGGAUUCGAAACUACGCUUAGGGUAAUCUCGGUGGUGAUCUUUGUUCUCGCUGCGCCUUUCAUAUACUACCACAGACCCCGGCUCCCUGUCAGAAAAACAGUCGACUUUCAGCGUCUGAACUUCCGUUUCCUUACAACCAAGGUAUUUUGUUUCUACCAACUCGGCAACAUCAUCGAGGCACUCGGGUUUUUCUUGCCCGGAAUCUACCUGCCGACUUAUGCGCGUAGCAUCGGCGCUUCAGAUUUCCUCUCCUCGUUGACGGUCACGCUUUUGAAUCUGGCGUCGGUUUUUGGAUGUGUUACUAUGGGCCAUCUGGUAGAUCGUUACCACGCCAUCACCUGCAUCACCAUCUCAACGGUCGGCAGUACACUUUCAGUUUUUUUCCUCUGGGGAUUCUCAGCAACCUUGUCCACUUUGUUCGUCUUUUCCAUCGCAUACGGAGUAUUCGCAGGGUGUUACUCAGCGACGUGGUCGGGGAUGACGCACGAGGUCCGACGAGUCAAUCCGUCUGCCGAUGCCACUAUCAUCUUCGGUUUUAUUGCCUUUGGGCGCGGAAUCGGAAAUGUUGUUAGCGGUCCUUUGAGUGAGGCUAUACUUGGUGUAGACCCAUGGAAGGGCUCUGCUGUGGCGGGAUAUGGCAGUGGAUAUGGGCUCAUCAUCUUGUGUACGGGGAUUAGUUGCUUGUUGAGCGGAGUAUGUAUAGUCGCACAUUAUAUGAAAUGUAUAUAG